Messenger RNA from Paramuricea clavata, 2227 nucleotides. The record is from the annotation of a GenBank genome assembly. NCBI's taxonomy places the organism in Eukaryota, Metazoa, Cnidaria, Anthozoa, Malacalcyonacea, Plexauridae.
AUGAAACAACUCCAAACUACGCCAAGAUUCAAAGAGAUCUUCGAAAGAUUCACUGUCUACGGCAACCACGUUGUCCGGUACUCUUGUCAUGAUCGGUCUGGCACCUGGACUGACAUCUGUAUUGAGCAGAAACUGAUGAAGGCGGCAAAGUCGGAAGGUGGGUUGAGCAGAGGGAGAAUGAGGAAUAGUGAUUCUGGUCACAAGUGCUGGGUGCAAACUCUCAACCACUUCUCUGAUGUGAACCAGCGCAUGGAGGAAAGUGUCAAGAAACAUGGUCCACUCCACAAAGACCUCACCAAAACGCGGAUGAAGCGGGAUGCUGAAGCGAUUGGACUUGUUCUCAAAUGGUUCGAAGAGAACAACCCCUUCGACCACGAUCGGGACAAUAAGUUGCUUGUGUCGUUUUCAACUGGAUUUACAAGCAAAGAAGGUGACGCAGUCAACGCUGAAAGAGCGGUUGAAGUAGGGAGGGAGAUGCAGAUAAAGCUGAACGGACAGUCAGUAACAUCGACCAUGGAGUUGAAAUUCAAGGUACAGGCCUUGUCACCACUCAGAAAGCUUCCUAAGUUAAAUGAGAAGAAGAUUCACCUAAACUCACACAAGUUGUUCAACCGACUGAUAAUUAUUGCCCAACGGGAUAUGACAGUUGAGACAAGGUCAGAGUAUGAGCUGACUCCCUUCCCUUUGUCCUUGUUCAGCAACCAAGAUCAGAGAAUGAACAAGGUGAAUAAGGCAGGCUUUUCCAAGACUAGCCUGAAGGAGUUGAUUGAUCCAGUUGACCUCACAGACCACGUUUGCUCCAAAAAAAUUUCGGUCAGUGUAUCAUUUUAGGGUCAAAAAUUUUUUCCGGACAGACCAAUUUUUUCCGAACAUACCAAAUUUUUCCGAAACCUAGCAAAAUUUUUCGAAACAUCACAAAAUUUACCAGAAAAUUUACAGAAUUGGUCCCAUGAUUACAAUUGGUUUUCAGGUCCUUUAUCUCAAUUUUUUAUACAUUACAUUGCCUCCCAGCCCCCCCCCCCCAGCUACGGGCCUGAGUGUCUCGGCAGUCGUUCUCAGAGAUCACUGUGAUCUUCGAUGGCUAUAACAGCUCGCCAAAAGUGACGACCACACCCGACGCACCAAGAAUUCGUGCUGUGAUCUACAGAUUCGACCGGAUAUGAUACAUUUGACACCGAGGGCAAAAUUCAUGGACAACCUUCAUAACAAGAGUAAGCUCAUCCAUCUACUCUCUUCAACAUUCCGGAACCAUCAGAUCAUCGUGGGGGAGUGUAACAAUGAUGCGGACACUUCCAUUGUCAGAGGGGCAUUGGCUGCUGCUAAAGAUGACUCCGUUGAGGUUUGUACAGUUUCGUGUAUGUCAUUUAAAGAACUCGUUGAUCCUAUAAAAUUCAAGUACUGCACAGUUCAAUACACGCCUGUUGUGUCUUUUAAUCUUCUUUUUCUAUUUCAGGUGCGGGCAGAAAACGCGGACGUGCUGAUAAUGUUGUUGCACCAUAGCUCAAGCACCAAAUAUCCACUUUAUUUAACUACAUCGAACGGCUCUUACGAUGUCAAAAAGAUCCAAGAAGCUCUCUCUGAAAAACAGAGACGCUAUCUACUCUUUUGUCACGCAUUUACUGGUUGUGAUACGGUAUCUGCAAUCGCGAGCCACGGGAAAACGACUCUAUUUCACAUGUUCUGUGCGGGUGACAUUGAUGAACACAUGGACAUCUUUCUUGACGUACAGGCUAAAAAGGAUGCGGUGAUCGAGGCCGGUAUUGCAAUUUUCCAGUACAUCUACCACGCGCCAUGCACUAAUUUGGGGGCAAUUCGAUACGACAUGUUCUCGCGGAAGGCGGCGGCUGGGCUGAUCAAACCAGAGGCUCUUCCUCCAACAAGGGGUGCAGCUGCACAGCAUUCUCUUCGUGCAUAUCUCCAAAUCCAGGACUGGAUGUUGCUGAAGAGCAUGUCCCUAGACCCCAGUGACUAUGGAUGGACGCUAGGUGUUCAUGGUUAUGAGCCGGUUCCAACACUAGACCCCAUGGCCCCAGAUGAGCUUCUCCGGUUCACGAGCUGUAAUUGUAAUGGAGAUUGCAGCAACCGGCGUUGCAGUUGCAAAAAGAAUGGUGUCAAGUGUAUCUCAGCAUGCGGAAAUUGUAAAGGCAUUACAUGCCAGAAUUGCAUCCAUGAUGAUGUAGAGCCUGAAAAAAACUCAGACUUGAGGCAUUGGAUAUAUGUAGUAUAG